Serendipita indica DSM 11827 is the source of this 2388-nucleotide messenger RNA. Lineage: Eukaryota; Fungi; Basidiomycota; Agaricomycetes; Sebacinales; Serendipitaceae. The record is from the annotation of a GenBank genome assembly.
AUGAGCCAGCACAGACUUGACAAUGCCGACUCGCCAGAUCUCGAUCUUCGCCCGUACCUCCCUGCUUCCCCGCAUGGGACAGUCCUCAUCACUACGAGGAAUAGUGAAUGCGUCGGCUACGCUCUGGAUGGCGCAGUCUCUGUUCGUGGGCUUGAGGAGAGCGAGGCGGUCAAGCUCCUCCAUACAACCGCCGAUAUUACACCCACAUCCGACGGUGAAUCCCUCCGAAUUGUCAGGGAACUAGGAAUGCUGGCGCUCGCAAUUACCCAGGCAGGAGCGUAUAUUCGCAAGACGCGACGCCUUGAUACAUACCUCGACACGUUUCGCAGGCAUCGAGAUCAACUUCUACGCAAGCGACCAGAGCUCGGGACGGAGUAUACAUCGUCGACGUAUCCUGCAUUCGACCUGUCCUUCGACGACCUCCCCUCGAAGACGCAGGAGUUCCUGAAGCUCUGCGCGUUUCUUCAUCACUCACUCAUUCCUAUUUCGCUCUUUGAGCAGUCGACGUUGCAUGGUUUUGCCGCAUACGCCGCUCUGGGCAGCUACCCUCCACCAGAGAGUGACAAGAUCUUCAUCUCCGACCUUGAGCGGAUAGUAGGCUCGACAUGGGAUGACUCUGUGUUUCAGGAAAUCGUUGAUUCGGCUUCUCGUACGUCGUUCGUCGAUGUUUCGAGUGACGGAUUAUUCUACAGCGUGCACCCCCUCCUUCAGGUUUAUAUAAAAGACCGUCUUGAUGAAGAAGAACGCCGACACUACCUGAGUAUGACAAGACAACUCCUGCUUGGUGCAAUUCGGCCGGUGGACGGCAGUAAUGUGCUACAUUGGCAACUGCUUCCCCACGCCAAUAAUAUAUCUCACACCACAAAGUCAGAAAGUGUGUCACAUGCGCUGGCAUUUCACAAACUGUACGAGUCCCUAGGUGACUGGAACUCGUGUCGAAAGCUGUUGGAACCUGCUGUUUCCCAACCGCAACAGGCCGAAGGCAAAGGGCAUGAAAUUUUGAUAUGGAUUAUGGGCAACCUUGCUCAGGCAUUAAAUGGAUGUGGUUUACUUGGCGAGGCGGAAAGAAUGGAGCGAGAAGUACUCACGCUGCGGCUUGAUAUCCUCGGAGGACGCCAUACAGACACGAUCAUGGCAAUGAACAACCUUGCACGGACAUUGCGUGACCGUGGUCAACUGGAUGAAGCAGAGAAGAUGCAGCGAGAAGUGCUCACGCUGCGGCUUGACAUCCUCGGAGGCCGCCAUCCACACACCAUCAUGGCAAUGAACAACCUUGCAAACACCUUGCGUCACCGUGGUCAACUGGAUGAAGCAGAGAAGAUGCAGCAAGAAGUCCUCACGCUGCGGCUUGAUAUCCUCGGAGGACGCCAUCCAGACACCAUUGCGGCAAUGAACAACCUUGCAAGCACCUUGCGUGACCGUGGUCAACUGGAUGAAGCAGAGACGAUGCAGCGAGAAGUCCUCACGCUGCGGCUUGAUAUCCUCGGAGGACGCCAUCCAGACACCAUUGCGGCAAUGAACAACCUUGCAAGCACCUUGCGUGACCGUGGUCAACUGGAUGAAGCAGAGACGAUGCAGCGAGAAGUACUCACGCUGCGGCUUGAUAUCCUCGGAGGACGCCAUCCAGACACCAUCAUGGCAAUGAACAACCUUGCAAACACCUUGCGUGACCGUGGUCAACUGGAUGAAGCAGAGAAGAUGCAGCGAGAAGUCCUCACGCUGCUGCUUGACAUCCUCGGAGGACGCCAUCCAGACACCAUUGCGGCAAUGAACAACCUUGCAGCCACCUUGCGUGACCGUGGUCAACUGGAUGAAGCAGAGAAGAUGCAGCGAGAAGUCCUCACGCUGCGGCUUGAUAUCCUCGGAGGACGCCAUCCAGACACCAUUGCGGCAAUGAACAACCUUGCAAACACCUUGCGUGACCGUGGUCAACUGGAUGAAGCAGAGAAGAUGCAGCGAGAAGUACUCACGCUGCGGCUUGAUAUCCUCGGAGGACGCCAUCCAGACACCAUUGCGGCAAUGAACAACCUUGCAGCCACCUUGCGUGACCAUGGUAAACUGGAUGAAGCAGAGAAGAUGCAGCGAGAAGUCCUCACGCUGCAGCUUGAGAUCCUCGGAGGACGCCAUCCACACACCAUUGCAGCAAUGAACAACCUUGCAGCCACCUUGGGUGACCAUGGUCAACUGGAUGAAGCAGAGAAGAUGCAGCGAGAAGUACUCACGCUGCGACUUGAGAUCCUUGGAGGGCGCCAUCCAGACACCAUCAGCGCAAUGAACAACCUUGAAAUCACCUUGCGUGAUCGUGGUCAACUCGAGGAAGUGGAGAAAAUGCACCAAGAUAUGCUUGCUCUGCAGCUUGAGACUCGAGGGCAAUCGGCAGCAGCUUAA